CUCCGAAGAUCGUCGCUACGAGGGCUUCGAGUCCCGGGAGAAGCCGAGAGGCUCAUCGCGAAACUUUUCGCGGAUGAUACGACGGUGUACCUAAGCAAAGAUGAUGAAUAUGGGGUAAUGCUUGAAAUUACGGCGAAGUGGUGCCGUGCGGCGCGAGCCCGGUUCAAUGAGGAGAAAACUGAAGUCCUACCGAUUGGAUCACCGGAGUUCCGUGCGCGAGUCAUUGCAACAAGGAAGAUGACCGCGGACGGCUCUCUGAUUCCCCAGACAGCGCACAUAGUACCGGAAGGCGCGGCAAUCCGCUCUCUAGGUGCCUGGAUCGGGAACGGCAUCGACGACUCGGCUCCCUGGACACCAGUGGUGAACACAAUCCAGACAAAUCUCGCUAAGUGGCAGAAAGGGAAGCCAUCCCUGAAUGGCCGUAAGCUCGCUAUAGGCAUAGAGUUGGCGGGGCGUACCCAAUUCAGAGCGACUGUGCAGGUAAUGCCGAAGAGUGUUGAGAAGAGGCUGACGAAGAUCAUGGUGGACUUUGUCUGGGAUGGUGAUCUGCACCCCCGAAUUGAACGCGAACAGCUCUAUAAGCCCAUCACAGCUGGGGGCUUAAAGCUCCUGGACAUACACUCUAGGAACGAAGCGAUAGACCUAAUGUGGCUACGACGGUACCUCACCCUGGGCCUAAAACGCCCC
Messenger RNA from Trametes versicolor FP-101664 SS1, 687 nucleotides. RefSeq lists its product as uncharacterized. The transcript has a single exon. The annotation marks the transcript as partial. The record is from RefSeq and is a predicted model, not a curated record. NCBI's taxonomy places the organism in Eukaryota, Fungi, Basidiomycota, Agaricomycetes, Polyporales, Polyporaceae.